Messenger RNA from Myxocyprinus asiaticus (Chinese sucker), 2444 nucleotides. RefSeq names its product calreticulin-like. Gene Ontology annotation, molecular function: calcium ion binding. NCBI's taxonomy places the organism in Eukaryota, Metazoa, Chordata, Actinopteri, Cypriniformes, Catostomidae. The coding region runs from base 95 to 1351 and encodes 418 amino acids. The record is from RefSeq and is a predicted model, not a curated record. Gene Ontology annotation, cellular component: endoplasmic reticulum; endoplasmic reticulum membrane. The transcript is spliced from 9 exons. Gene Ontology annotation, biological process: protein folding.
AGAGAGAGAGAGAGAGAGAGAGAGAGAGAGAGAGAGAGAGAGAGAGAGAGGGCGCGUGCGGGGGGAUAUUUUCGGAAUUCUAAACAACAACAAAAUGCAAAUUGUUACAUUAUGUCAGAUUGUUUCUGUUGCAUUAUUGGCAUUGACUGUCAAUGCAACAGUUUUCUUUCAAGAGCAGUUUCUGGAUGGAGAUGCCUGGAAAAGUCGGUGGGUGAAUUCAGAACACAAAUCUGAAUAUGGGCAGUUUAAACUGACCGCUGGGAACUUUUAUGGAGAUGCUGAGAAAGACCAGGGUUUGCAGACAAGUCAGGAUGCCCGCUUCUAUGCCGCCUCUGCCCGCUUUGAGCCCUUCAGCAACGAGGGCAAAUCUCUGGUGAUCCAGUUCACCGUUAAACACGAGCAGAAGAUCGACUGUGGUGGCGGAUAUGUUAAAGUUUUCCCCGCUGAUCUCAACCAGGCAGACAUGCACGGCGACUCCCAGUAUUACAUCAUGUUCGGGCCUGAUAUCUGCGGCUACAGCACUAAGAAGGUUCACGUCAUCUUCAACUACAAAGGGAAAAAUCAUCUCAUCAAGAAAGAGAUCAAAUGCAAGGACGAUGAGCUGACUCACUUGUACACAUUGAUUCUGAAUCCGGAUCAGACAUAUGAGGUGAAGAUCGACAAUGAGAAGGUGGAAUCCGGCACUCUGGAGGAGGACUGGGACUUCCUGCCCGCAAAGAAGAUCAAAGAUCCCAGCGCCAAGAAACCAGAGGACUGGGAUGACCGCGCCAAGAUCGAUGACGAGACUGACACCAAACCAGAGGACUGGGAUAAGCCUGAGAAUAUUCCUGAUCCUGAUGCUAAGAAGCCAGAAGACUGGGAUGAAGACAUGGAUGGAGAGUGGGAGCCUCCCAUGAUUCCAAACCCAGAGUACAAGGGUGAGUGGAAACCCAAACAGAUUGAUAAUCCAAACUACAAGGGAGUCUGGGUGCACCCUGAAAUCGACAACCCCGAGUACACCCCAGAUGACCAGAUCUACAAAUUCGACAACAUCGGAGUCAUCGGUUUGGAUCUCUGGCAGGUCAAGUCUGGCACUAUUUUUGACAACUUCUUCAUCACAGAUGACGUGAAGGCAGCAGAAGAUUUUGGAAAUGAAACGUGGGGUGCUACAAAGGGUCCCGAGAAAAAGAUGAAAGACGAACAGGAUGAGAAGAAACAGAAAGAGGAAGAGGAGAAGAACAAAGAGCAGAGCACUGAAGCUGAUGAUGAGGAGGAGGAGGAAGAUGAAGAUGAGGAGGAAGAUGAAGAGGAGACAGACGAGCCGCCAGCGGAGGAAGAAGACGAGGAAGCUCUUCCUAAAGACGAACUUUAAAGCGGGAAUCAGACUAACAUAUUCUGUGGUUGCCAGGGAAACGGCUGCAGUGCAUUCAUUCUAGAUGUGACGCCCCCCCCCAGUGGUGAUGUCAUACAGCGGCGGUUCUCAGAUGGCUUCAGUCAUCGUUUAUUUUGAUUGCAUGGGAAAGUGGCGCUGAGACGAGCAAGUUUGUUCCAUGCAAUGAAAGUGAACAUUAAUUUUGGGGUGAACUGUUCCUUUUAAAGAGACAGUUUGGUUUGUUUUUUUGUUUUUUAAAGAAUUGUCUUUCUACGGUACCAGAAGUCACAAUGCGGAACUUCAUUGAAUGAUUGAUGGUCAGAUUAUUGUGCCUUUCACGUUUAUAAAUGAAUGAUUCUGAAAGAAAGAAAAUUGAACCUGUAUCGUCACUCUUUCUUGAGACUUUCAUGUCCAUGUUGUGUCUCGGUUAUGCUUCGUUGGACUGAAGGAACUCGUCUGAAUUCAUGAAGUUUAUAUUUGUGUAUGUAAACAAUGUUACUGGUCUGGCUAUUACACAAUUCAUGGCUCGCAAAGUUGUUUCCCUCGUAAAAAUGUGACGAUCACAAAGGGCAAUGAAACGCAAUUGUUGAACUUGAAUCGAUGAUGUUGCCCUUUUAUCAAUAAGAGAUUAAUGGGGUCACAGGCUGGGUUUUAAAUGAUGAAUGUUUGUACUGUAGCGCAAAUGUAAUGUAGAAUUACAUGAUGUUCCUUUGGCCAUAUGUUUGUUGGGGUUAUGCUAUUAUUAGGUGAUUACCUAAACAGGACUUUCAGUAAAGCUUUAUUUAUUACAAUAGAAAUGUAAUUAGUUUUACCUUGCAAUCUUGUUGGUAACAGUUGAGAAGUCCAAUUGGUGGUGUAAGUUUUUUUUUUAUAUACAAUCUAAACAUUUGUUGAAGUUAAAUGAGCUAUAUUAAGGGAAGUGGUAAUAUAUUUGCAGAGAUUUAAACUGCAACACAACAAACGAGUCGUUAGCACACUGUGAACGUAAAGUCCCAAAUGUUCAAACUGGAGUAGUUUUGAAAAUCCUUUUUACACGUCGAGAGUUGUAAUUAAUGAAUUAAAGUUUUAAUAAAAAUCUUUAUUGUAAACACUC